Messenger RNA from Cladocopium goreaui, 3372 nucleotides. The record is from the annotation of a GenBank genome assembly. Lineage: Eukaryota; Dinophyceae; Suessiales; Symbiodiniaceae.
AUGGCGCUCCCAUGGAGCAUCCGUUGCCUUGUCAUUCUCACUCCAUGCAUUCGAGCUGCUAGGCCAGCUGCUCGGCCUUGGUUAGGGCUGAAGAGCAAAUCUUGUGAAGAUUUCGGGGCAACUGUCUACAUGUAUGGUCAUUGCUUUUGCCCAAAGGAAAAGAUGGCGACCACUGAUUGCGGAAAUGACGGAGUGGUAAACUUCAAGUUGGAGUCAGCAGCGACUGGCUGUGAGUGCAUUGAUAUGCCACACCCGUGGCCAUGUCCAUCAGGUGAUUUAUUAUACAUUUCCAAACCCAAAAAGGGCAGCAAAGUGCUCUGCGUGUGCCUGGAUGGGUAUGUGGCCAGCCCUGCAUGCAGAGCACCUGGGCUCCAGCAAGUGCACAUCAAAGCAAAAGAGCCACCUGGUUGUGAAUGCAUUCGUAAAAAUGAAUUUGCACUGGAAGAGAAGAUUCCAGUGGACGUGGCGGCCCUGCAAUUUUGUGAGGCCACAGUAGAUGCUGCGCGAUUCCAGCUCUUGGACAGCGGGUAUGAACACGAUCACAUACCAGGGGCGGUUCAAAAAAGCAUUGCCUAUACGCACGCCUGGCUCAAGCAGAUGCUGCCAGUCCAUGUGUGCCAGCAAGCGCUCAGUGCCUCCAAGGUGAGUAUCACUGACUCAAGUAGCUUGGGUUUUGGGCGCAUGGCACCACUGGUGGCAAAGGCAAAUUCCGCAGAUCGAAAUGCUUGGGAACACGCAUUGACACGGGUAUGCCAUGAUGAAUGCGAGCAGCUUGUCCGAGAAACCUUGGAGAAUUUCCAUGACAUAGCAAUGAAGGACCCUGAGAAAGGCAUUUCAUUUACCCGCUCGUGCGCAUCGAAAGUUGUUCAGAAGGUCGAAGCAGAAACCCUUGGCUGCUGUAGCCGCGUGUGCGGGUGGAACAACGUCACCUGCAUGUCGUGGCCAUUCUUGUCUCCGAACCAGAAGAUCCAGUGGGAAGCGCAAUGCUGCUCGGAAUGGAAUGUGCUCAAGGGUUCCAGUCGGCAAAGGAUGUGCGAUUCUGUGCUUUCUCCUGCAGAUGCGGCCAAGGUUUCCAAGAAUGACGUCACUGAGCCUCCUGAUGUUGACACAGAUGCAGUGAUUGUUGGGCAAGACUCCUUCCUCUUCUGGACCGAUGCUGGCGUGAAAUCCGACUUGGCGAAGGAUUAUGCUUCCAUGGAUGGACCUCCACAGGUGGGAGAACCUGUCGACAUGAUUUUGAUGCACCAGAAGCAUCUUCGGAAGAAGGGUUUGGAUCAGGGUUGGUUUGAGGAAAAAAAUCCCGGUGAUGAGUCUCUUUUGCAGAUGGGUGAAGGUUCGUGCGAGCCUCCGCCAGACAUGGUCAGUUGCACUGAGACCUUCAAGAAGUGGUACCGGAGCACGUGCACUCAAGAAACAGGUUGGAACUACAAAAACAAGGCUCAUAAUCAAGCCUUGAAGUGCAAAUUCUCAAUGCCGGCUGAGAUUGAGAAGACUCCAUUGGCCUGCAAAAAGAAGUUUGGCAAAGAGAAACGGGUGGCAAACUACUUCGAGUUCAAGCCGGACGAUCAGAAUGUCGUAUGCCAAAAGGUGGAGUCGUGCAAGUUUCUCGACAAGAAUCAUUUUGCUAAGAUCGGUGACAAAGAGGGUGCAGAGGAGAGGAUGAAUUUCGAACAGAUUGGCCGGCCCGGUGUCAAUUCCACCAUGCAUAUCACAUCGGACAAAUUCAAACAGCCAGCUGCUCGGCCUUGGUUAGGGCUGAAGAGCAAAUCUUGUGAAGAUUUCGGGGCAACUGUCUACAUGUAUGGUCAUUGCUUUUGCCCAAAGGAAAAGAUGGCGACCACUGAUUGCGGAAAUGACGGAGUGGUAAACUUCAAGUUGGAGUCAGCAGCGACUGGCUGUGAGUGCAUUGAUAUGCCACACCCGUGGCCAUGUCCAUCAGGUGAUUUAUUAUACAUUUCCAAACCCAAAAAGGGCAGCAAAGUGCUCUGCGUGUGCCUGGAUGGGUAUGUGGCCAGCCCUGCAUGCAGAGCACCUGGGCUCCAGCAAGUGCACAUCAAAGCAAAAGAGCCACCUGGUUGUGAAUGCAUUCGUAAAAAUGAAUUUGCACUGGAAGAGAAGAUUCCAGUGGACGUGGCGGCCCUGCAAUUUUGUGAGGCCACAGUAGAUGCUGCGCGAUUCCAGCUCUUGGACAGCGGGUAUGAACACGAUCACAUACCAGGGGCGGUUCAAAAAAGCAUUGCCUAUACGCACGCCUGGCUCAAGCAGAUGCUGCCAGUCCAUGUGUGCCAGCAAGCGCUCAGUGCCUCCAAGGUGAGUAUCACUGACUCAAGUAGCUUGGGUUUUGGGCGCAUGGCACCACUGGUGGCAAAGGCAAAUUCCGCAGAUCGAAAUGCUUGGGAACACGCAUUGACACGGGUAUGCCAUGAUGAAUGCGAGCAGCUUGUCCGAGAAACCUUGGAGAAUUUCCAUGACAUAGCAAUGAAGGACCCUGAGAAAGGCAUUUCAUUUACCCGCUCGUGCGCAUCGAAAGUUGUUCAGAAGGUCGAAGCAGAAACCCUUGGCUGCUGUAGCCGCGUGUGCGGGUGGAACAACGUCACCUGCAUGUCGUGGCCAUUCUUGUCUCCGAACCAGAAGAUCCAGUGGGAAGCGCAAUGCUGCUCGGAAUGGAAUGUGCUCAAGGGUUCCAGUCGGCAAAGGAUGUGCGAUUCUGUGCUUUCUCCUGCAGAUGCGGCCAAGGUUUCCAAGAAUGACGUCACUGAGCCUCCUGAUGUUGACACAGAUGCAGUGAUUGUUGGGCAAGACUCCUUCCUCUUCUGGACCGAUGCUGGCGUGAAAUCCGACUUGGCGAAGGAUUAUGCUUCCAUGGAUGGACCUCCACAGGUGGGAGAACCUGUCGACAUGUUGAUUUUGAUGCACCAGAAGCAUCUUCGGAAGAAGGGUUUGGAUCAGGGUUGGUUUGAGGAAAAAAUUCCCGGUGAUGAGUCUCUUUUGCAGAUGGGUGAAGGUUCGUGCGAGCCUCCGCCAGACAUGGUCAGUUGCACUGAGACCUUCAAGAAGUGGUACCGGAGCACGUGCACUCAAGAAACAGGUUGGAACUACAAAAACAAGGCUCAUAAUCAAGCCUUGAAGUGCAAAUUCUCAAUGCCGGCUGAGAUUGAGAAGACUCCAUUGGCCUGCAAAAAGAAGUUUGGCAAAGAGAAACGGGUGGCAAACUACUUCGAGUUCAAGCCGGACGAUCAGAAUGUCGUAUGCCAAAAGGUGGAGUCGUGCAAGUUUCUCGACAAGAAUCAUUUUGCUAAGAUCGGUGACAAAGAGGGUGCAGAGGAGAGGAUGAAUUUCGAACAGAUUGGUUUCUGGCAUUUUGUGCCCUAG